CGCGGCCGCCGUGAGAGAUGGUUGGGUCCGCGCGCGCGCUCGCUCUCGCACUCGCGACACUCGCGCUUGCGACGCGCGCCCACAUACCGUCGCAUGAUAAUAUACUGCGGAUACAACUUUGGGAUGACGAGGGCCUCAGCAGAGAGCCAAUCACAACCGAAGUUCCGACAAUUACGACCACUCGGCGUGUUAUUAAACAUCGCAACGUAAAAGUUAACUUGGAUUCGCUCUACAAUGAUAUGCUGCAGGAGUACGGAGUGGAGUUUGGGAGGUUCACGAGACACAAAGUGCGGCACAAGCGGCGUCGUCCGCGGCAAAGCGGUACGGACCUGCCCUGGAGGUUCCACUCUGGGCCUUCUUUGCUAAACGUCGCGGAGUAUAGCAGCGACGUGCCUUGGGAAGUUAUCGAGGGGCAGAACAUGGUGGAGAGUGCAGUGAGUGAGAGUGGCGCACCAGUGAAUAAGUCGCGGGUUGUGUCGGAGCCGAUGACGCUGCAGCAGGUCGACAACGAGGAGCAGGAUGAAGAAGUAAAGAAGCAACUGCCAGUUGUCCCAAAAUGCUGCGCUAGCGGCCAGAACCUGACGCAUUCGAGCAUAGGAGAGAAGUGGUUGUGUUCAAGAUCCUCACUCACCUUCCAGCCCGUGUUUCAUCAAGCCAAUGAAACGCACAUCUUUAGCUACGAUAGCAACGUCUUCGAGACUAUAGUUGGAAAUCCGUGCAAAUAUGACAGGUACCGACUUAAUCCGUACAAAGAGAGCAUGGACGAGUUUUAUCUAUUAGUAAAUGGAACCCUCUUUGUACCGUACGGAUCGCCGUACUUGCUUGGGACAAAAGAUUACUGUAUGGAGACGUUUUGGAAUGAAUCCUAUCCAGCUGGACUUACGUUGCCUUUGGUAUGCUUUCAACAGGAGGAAGAUAAGAAAAGUUCAUCUACUACUCUUAUACUUUACGCUACAGGUUUAUUAAUAUCUGUGCCAUUCCUACUUGCCACGGCUUUCGUAUACAUUUUCAUCCGAGAGUUAAGGGACACACACGGCAAGGCAUUAGCUUGUCACUCUAUGUGUUUAGCUAUAGCAUUUUGCUGCUUGGCCAUCACUCAGUUGGCUGGACAUGCUUUUCCGACAGCAGUUUGUACAGUUAUAGCGUAUAUCAUCCAGUUUUCAUUUGUUUCUUGUUUCUUCUGGUUGAAUGUUAUGUGCUUCGACACUUUCCUUAACGUCAAACGAUACAUAAAUUCAUCAGUAACCCGUAGAAGUAUGCGCCGGCGAUUCGCGUGGUAUUGCGCGUACGCAAUCAUUCUCCCUCUAAUUUUGCUCGUGGUUACCAUCACUAUGCAGCUGCAUCCAGCUGUUCCUAGUACUUAUCUUAAACCCAACUUUGGUGUUAAAGCUUGCUGGUUUGAAACGGAUCAAGCAGCACUCCCGUAUUUCUAUGGCCCAGUGGCACUUAUUUUAAUAAGUAAUCUUAUAAUAUUCUUCUUCACAUCACGCGCCUUCGCUAAACAUUACGAUAAGCUAAAAGAUGUCACACCUUUAGACUUGGCGCAUUCUGACUUCAGUACAACGGAGGACUGGGUCCGAUUAGGGGAGGUGUUAGGGGCAACAAUGACCGUGCAAGAGAGGACUGCGUCGCCUGCCCGGGGCGCCCCUAUUAACUUUAACCAGAGGUUGAAGAAAUACAAGAAAUUAUUUCGUACCUGCUGCCUGCUGUCAGGAAUUAUGGGUCUCUCGUGGGUGCUGGAGGUGGUGUCCUGGGCGGCUGGUGCUGGCACUGAAGCGGUGUCCGUGUGGUCCAUGUUCGACCUCAUAAAUGCUUUGCAAGGAGUCGUCAUUUUCGCCAUAUUUGUUUUACAACAGCCUGUCCGAUCACUUGUUAAGUCUUCAAGAAUCUUCUCGACAUGUCGAAGGAGAACAGACGGAUCAGAAGUGGCUGUUGUAAGUGAAAGAAACAGCAUAGACUGUGGAACUACAGUGAACGGGAGACGUGAUUUUGUGUAGUACGUUGUAUGAUUGUUAUAAUUUUUUAUGUAAAUAACGCAACAUAAAUAGCAUCGAGCAAGUUCAAGGUGUUUCGUGUAACAAAUGCGAUGAGUUUUUUCUAAUAGUCUUGACACUAUCGUGAAGUUUUUAGAAGAAUAUUGAUUGAUGAUUAUGGAGACUGAUAAAUUUGUAAACCACUGAUAACUUAAUAUUUUUGUCGCCGUAGGAUCAUGUAUAACAUAUAAUUAAUUAUCUUCUAUCCGAUUAGUAAUUUCACGAACCACAAGAAUGUUCCGUAUUUUUAAUUUCAUAAGAGCCGAUGCAUACGGCGUAUUUUUUACGCGCAGAUGACGUGCAUUAACCAUUAACUGCCUCCGUGGUCGAAUGAUCACCAGCUGGACAGCCACGCACAGGUCUCGGGUUCGAUUCCCGGGCUCAUGAGGUUGGGUGUAAUUUGUGGUUACGUAUAUAUGCUGCCGUUCACUAACCAAAACGCAGCUAAGUGACAAAUCGUUAAAUAUCCAUUGUAAAUGGCAAAAGAUAGAGCACAAAAUACUCUUUGAAAAAUAGUUAAAAUUAGUUAACAUGUUCGACUUAUCGGAACUUAC
Messenger RNA from Hyposmocoma kahamanoa, 2587 nucleotides. Its product is annotated as G-protein coupled receptor Mth2-like. NCBI's taxonomy places the organism in Eukaryota, Metazoa, Arthropoda, Insecta, Lepidoptera, Cosmopterigidae. Gene Ontology annotation, cellular component: membrane. Gene Ontology annotation, molecular function: G protein-coupled receptor activity. The coding region runs from base 18 to 1997 and encodes 659 amino acids. The transcript is spliced from 10 exons. The record is from RefSeq and is a predicted model, not a curated record. Gene Ontology annotation, biological process: cell surface receptor signaling pathway; G protein-coupled receptor signaling pathway.